Messenger RNA from Stegodyphus dumicola, 2095 nucleotides. RefSeq names its product dimethylaniline monooxygenase [N-oxide-forming] 2-like. Gene Ontology annotation, molecular function: flavin adenine dinucleotide binding; N,N-dimethylaniline monooxygenase activity; NADP binding. The record is from RefSeq and is a predicted model, not a curated record. Lineage: Eukaryota; Metazoa; Arthropoda; Arachnida; Araneae; Eresidae.
CGAAAUAAAUUUUGGGAGUAAUGUAUUGCAUUGCCUACAAAGGCAUUCAUCGCAAGAAAAAAAAAGAGAAACACAUUUCAAGCGGCCAAUUAAAAGGUUCAUAACUAUGGAAUGCAAAAAGAGAAUUGCCAUCAUAGGAGCAGGAUACUGCGGAAUGACAGCUAUAGCAACUUUAAAGGAAGAAGGUCUGGAGCCUGUGUGCUUCGAAAGAACAAGCAAACCUGGCGGUACAUGGUGCUACAGGGAGGAAAUUAUUGACGGAGUAGCGUCCGUGAUGUCUACUACGAUUAUUAACCACAGUAAAGAAAUGGGUGCUUAUAGCAACUUCCCGCCUCGUAAGGAGUUUAACAACUACAUGAAACACAGUGAAUUGUAUGAGUAUUUCACGGAAUACUGGACAAAAAAUGAUUGCUACAGGCAUAUUCAUUUCAAUAUGGAAGCUGUUUCUGUAAAGAGGGCUAAUGAUUAUGAUGAAACAGGACGAUGGGAAGUAACCGUAAGAGAUACAGUUGCAGGGAAAGAAACAAGAGAUAUCUACGAUGGUGUAAUGGUUUGCAUUGGUCAUUUCAAUCGACCAACAAUUCCUCAAUUUUCUGGGUUAGAAAGCUUCAAAGGAAACAUUGUACACACUCAUAGUUUGAAAGAUGUAUCUAAGUUCAAAGAUCAGAAAGUAGUAGUUGUGGGUUUUGGAGCCUCAGCACUUGACGCUGCUGUGGAACUGAGCAGCGUCGCCAAAAAAGUAUAUUUAAGCACUAAAACUGGAGCGCAUGUGAUGACAAGAGUUUCGUAUCAAGGUUAUCCUUUAGACUACGUGCUUCUAAGACGUUACAUGGUCCAAUUCAUAGAUCUUCUUCCUACUGAUCUUGUUAGCUGGUAUGUAGAGACAUUCUACCUUAACCCAAAAUUCAGUCCCUCUCUGUACAAAGUAACUCCAAAGUAUCAUUUGUUGUCGAAAGAUCCAGUUAUCAAUGAUCAUCUAUUCUCGAAACUAUUAUCUGGUUCUAUUGUACAGAAAAGUAACAUUGACCGCUUCGUAGAGAACGGUGUCAUCUUUCAAAGAGAAGAUAAGAAAACGGAAGUAGACACAGUCAUUAUGGCAACAGGAUACACGUGGAAAUUCCCUUUUUUGGAGGAAGAUAUAAUCACUCAAACAGAUGGUCGAAUUAAUUUAUAUAAGUUAAUGUAUCCACCUCAUUUAAAACAUCCAACUCUUGCGUUUAUUGGAUUUCUUUUGGUCUUUGGCCCAGGAUUUCCUCUGGGUGAGAUGCAGUGCCGAUGGGCAGCAUAUAUGUUUGCUGGAAAGGGAAAAUUACCCUCUGAAGAAAUCAUGUUUGAAGACAUCAGACGAAGACAUAAACUAAACGAACAGAGGUAUGCACCAAGCGAUAGAAUGACUUUAAGAGUAGAUUACACCCAAUAUUUGGAUGAAAUUGCUUCACAAUUCGACGUGAAACCGAACUUGUUCAAAAUAUUUUUUACAGAUUUUCCUCUUUUUUGUAAGUUAGUAUUCGGACCAAGUGUUCCUUACCAGUAUCGGUUGGAAGGCCCACAUAAAUGGGACGGAGCAAGAGAAGCCAUAAUGAAAUGUGAAGAAAGAAUAUUAGCACCCCUUCACGGAAACUCUUAAAAAAGGACUGCACUUUUAUAUCCAUAUCUACAAUUGUACAGCAUUCAUGCAAUAUUACUGAAAUUUAAAUGACACUACUGUAUAUCUUAUGAAUAAAUUCGAGUCCUCAUCAUACUACGGCCAGAAAAUGUGGCAGACACGAAAAGUGAAGUGUGAAAUUCAGUAAGAAAGGUGAGCAAUGAAUUAGCGUAAGCCCGUUUUGGUUAUGCUCGCAUUAUCUCAUCUAAACACAAAUAUUUCAUAUUUAAUGUUUCCUUUUCCACCCUGAAGGAUCCGCCUACAUUACUGCAAAAUGAUUAGAUGCAGACAGUAAAGAUCUUAGUUUCAGAAGCCAAACCAAUCAUUCGAUUUAUCUUCGAAGAGUAGCAACGAAAACUUUUGAACUUUAAAACUGUCUAUUUUUUCUGUGUCAUAUGAGAAAUGAUGAAAAGAAAAAGUCACGAAAUAAAUGUUUGUUAAGCUAGAAAA